AUGGCCACGACGUCUCAGAGCGAGCGGGAGAUGAAGAUGGAGCCGACAUCCCACAGCGAAGCUCCUGUGGUGAAGAAGGCCACACGCUCGGCGUCUUGGCUGGAGAUUUUGGGCCUCAAGGGCAACUUCAGCCACUUGAACUUCAAGGACCCCUUCAAUGUGAAGAAGCUUGGUUCCAGCUACACCACCGAGAUCCGUGCCGGCUUGACCACAUUCUUGGCCAUGGCAUACAUCCUCCCGGUGAACAGCGGCAUGCUCAGCCUCGCAGUUCCCGACAUGAAGGAGCAGCUGGUAUGCGCUACCGCACUCGCUUCCUUCUGCGGCUGCUGGCUUAUGGGUAUCCUGUCCAACUUCCCAUUUAUGCUUGCACCUGGCAUGGGAACCAAUGCUUACUUCACCUUCAGCAUCGUCUUGGGUCGCGGCCUCCCUUGGCAAGCCGGCUUCGCGGCCGUCUUCAUCGCCGGUGGCAUGUUCACAUUCCUCAGCGUCACGGGCAUGCGCACGCUGCUCAUCCGGCUCUUCCCGCAAGGCAUCAAGGAGAUUAUCGGGGCCGGCGUCGGCCUCUUCCUCACCUUUAUCGCCUUCCAGAGCUCCGAGGGCCCCUUAGACGAAGCUUUGCGGGAAGAUCUACGACAGGGCAAACCUUUGAUAGCCGAGGUAUCUGAGAAACAGGUGGAUAUUCACAUGCCUUCGAGGUACAAUCGUUUGCUGCUUCCAGUUUUGCACCGCAUGCGCGAUGCUUCAAAGAAGCUACCCGGGAUCGAUGAACUUCGGCAUGAGAUUCGAAAGGUGUUGAAAAUGAACAAGCGUGAUCCCACGGACGAGGAGGUGGAUAGGUUCGGAUGGCUGAUUCGGAAGAAUCUGGGCUUCAUUAAGAUGAAGUGUCGACGCCAAGAAGUUUCGAAUGUUCCUGAUUUCCAGCAGUUGUGCCUGGCCCUGGACCCCGACUUGCAGGGCAUCGUGGAUCAGAUCAACGAAUCCCUGGCACGGCGCCGUGCCAGAGCAGAGACUGCUCAGGAGACUAGUGACGACGAGGAUGCCUACGACGAUGACGGAGACGACGGAGCGGAUGAUGACCAGCCCGAUGAGGCUGGUGGCUGCGGUUUGUCCCACCAUUUGAAUGACUUCAUGGCGGCUGUGGGAGAAUCGGCUCCGGAAGCCAGUGCGGCUGAGGGAGAAUCGGCUCCAGCAGCCGAUGGUGAUGCCCCCAUUAUCGAUGCUGAUGCGUAUGAAGGGCCAAUCGAGAACGCUGUCCCCGAUCCAAUCGACACUUCGACGGCUGAUCCCUCGAUUCCCUCGCUCGACUCUUCGACGACUGAUCCCUCACUCGACUCUUCCACGACUGAUCCCUCACCCGGCUCUUCGACGGUGACGACUGAUCCCUCACUCGGCUCUUCCACGACUGAUCCCUCACUCGGCUCUUCGACGGUGACGACUGAUCCCUCACUCGGCUCUUCGACCACUCGGAAGACUACGUUCGUGCCAGAGAAUCCAGGCGCGGGUAAAAGACGGAGUUUGCUCGUUUACUUAUGCUCAUGGGGCCUUGUUCGGACCCUUUGUUUCGCUGAGUGA
This is a messenger RNA of Symbiodinium sp. CCMP2592, 1572 nucleotides long. NCBI's taxonomy places the organism in Eukaryota, Dinophyceae, Suessiales, Symbiodiniaceae. The record is from the annotation of a GenBank genome assembly.